AUGACAGAACUCAAUGGGAGUAAUAAUGAAAAAAAGAUACCCUCAUUAACAGAUCAUAGUGUAUUUUAUAGGAAAAAAAAACUUUAUGAAAAAGAUGAAACACCAUUAGAUUUCGAGAUGGAAUGGGAUCCAGAUCAUAAAAUAUAUACACCACCAACCUUGACACCAUCUUUAUUUAAACCAAAUUUAAAUAUAAUUACACAAGAUACAAUUGAAAAAAUGUCAAUUGAUGAAAUUCAAAUUAAAAAUAUACAAACAAAUAAUAAUAUAAUAACACCACCAGAUAAUAAUAAUAAUAGUAGUAAUAAUAAUACACCACCACUACCACAACAACAACAACAACAACAACAACAACAAAUAAAUGUAAAUAAUGAAAAAGAAAAUGAAAAAGAAAAAGAUAUAAAUGAUAUUGUAAAUAAAGUAACAAUUGAUGAUUUCAAAUAUAAUCAUCAACAACAACAACAACAAAAUAUAAAUAAUGAAAAAAAGGUGAAAAAGAGUUCUGCAAGUAUAGCAGGACAUGGUCAUCAUCCUCAUAAUCAACAAAUAGCAUUGCAAAAGAAACCAUGGUUUCAAAGAUAUGGUUUAAAGAAUAGCAAUAAUAAUAAUAAUAAUAAUAAUAAUAAUAAUAAUAAUAGUUAUUCACCAAUGUUAUCACCACCAAUUUUAUUUAAUAAUCAUCAUCAACAACAACAACACCAUCAAUUAUAUAAUAAUAAUGAUAAUUUUACAAAUCAAAGCAAUUCAUACAAAUUAUCAGAAGUUUUAGAAGGAUAUUUAUAUUUAAUAGUUAGAUUUCUAUUAAUUUGUAUUUUAUUUUUUGCUAUUUACAUUACAUUUAAUAGUAUAUUACAUGAUGUAAAUUUCAAAUAUAAACAAUACUCUGCAGAAUUGACCAAACAACUUGAAAAAUGUUCAAAAUUAUAUAGUGAAAAUAGAUGUUCACCACUUACUAGAAUACCUGCAAUGGAACAACAAUGUACUGAAUGGGAAUUAUGUAUUGCAAAAGAUCCUUCAACUUUACCAAAAUCAAAAAUACUUGCAGAGAUAUUAUCAGAAGUUUUAGAUAGUUUUGUUUCAACAAUGUCUUAUAAAACAAUAGUGUUUUUAAUUUGUAUUAUUUGGAUGAUGAUUUGGAUACCAAAUAAAUUAUUAGCAAACAAUAAUAACAACAAAAAUAAGAAUAAUAAUAAUAUAAAAAAUAAUAAUAAUCCUUUUUUAUCAUCACCUCAACCAACUCAAUCAAUUUUUGCAAAAAAUUUAUUUACAAUUGAACAAAAUGAUAUAUCUAAAAAUUUUGAAAGAAGAUUAAUCUCUGAUUGGAAUAAAUAA
Messenger RNA from Dictyostelium discoideum AX4, 1332 nucleotides. RefSeq lists its product as hypothetical. Gene Ontology annotation, cellular component: nuclear envelope; nuclear membrane. Gene Ontology annotation, biological process: lipid homeostasis; nuclear envelope organization. The record is from RefSeq and is a predicted model, not a curated record. NCBI's taxonomy places the organism in Eukaryota, Evosea, Eumycetozoa, Dictyosteliales, Dictyosteliaceae. The transcript is spliced from 2 exons. Bases 1 to 1332 code for a protein of 443 amino acids.